Zingiber officinale is the source of this 685-nucleotide messenger RNA. RefSeq lists its product as uncharacterized. NCBI's taxonomy places the organism in Eukaryota, Viridiplantae, Streptophyta, Magnoliopsida, Zingiberales, Zingiberaceae. The record is from RefSeq and is a predicted model, not a curated record. The coding region runs from base 3 to 608 and encodes 201 amino acids. The transcript is spliced from 2 exons.
UAAUGGAGAUGAGCUCGAUUAAGGAAGCGAAGAGGGAUUUGAUAACGCUUGACCUCCUCGGAGGAGUCUCUCCGGCUGCCGGAGCUCAGGAUGUCGCCGAUGUGAGCCUAAAGGCGCCUUCUUUCGGCUGCCAUCACCACCCCCUUCUCCGGCCUCUGCAGGACCUUAACCAGAUGCCGGAGGACGUGGUUCGGCGGAAGCAGGCGGCGGGGCUUUUCGCCGGCGGGGGCGGCCAAAGCGUGUGCACGAUCGAGAGGGUGAGGAUGGCGCUGGAGCGGGCGGGGCGCGAAUCGCAAGGCGAGCGGCGACUCAGCGCGGCUGCUGAGGCGGAGAGCUCCGUGGUUUCUCCAUCGGGGGGGUCGGCUUCGUCGACGUCGUCGUCGUCUAUAACGACGGCGUCGGCGAAGCGCCGGACGGCCGGGGUGGAGGACGCAGGCGGCCCUUUCCUGGUGGUGGCCGGGUGCUCAGGCUGCCUCUCCUACGUGCUCAUCGAGAAGGACAGCCUCCGGUGCCCGCGCUGCGAGUCGCAGACGGUGGCGGCGACGACGGUAAUGACGCCGCCGGCGAAGAGGCCUCGGGUUGAUCUAGAAUUUAAGAUGGGCCUGUAAUUUAAGUUUUUUUUUGUGGGGUGAUUUAUGUAAAAAACAAUUAUUGAGGAGGAUUAGGAAUUUAACAGUUGAAUUAA